CCUUUUGGAUAGCUCUCCAUAGUACUCCUCACUGUAUCUUGGUUUCAUGGUUCCUGCUCACCCGCUAAGAUUUUAGUCACAGAAAUACCUCAUGAACAACUCCUGUAACUAUCCAGCACACCGGAUAUUGAUCCAAGCUUGGAGCCACUGGAAAUGUCCAUCAGAUAGUUAGUCUUCAGGCUUGUAAAUCCACUGCUGAAGCCCUGCCUGCUUAAUCCAAAAAAGAGCAGUAAGUCUGCCAGAGAAAUUAGCUCCCCAUCUUCCCUUGCUGCUCAGUCAAUGUUUGAUUCAUUCCAGUCUCAAAACUCAGAGGAAGCAUGUCCUUUUAGCAGAUUUGUACCUGGGGCAAGCCUGAGAGGAGCUACUCAGGACUCUGCUCUGGUGAGACCCCCCUGCAGUGCUGGUCCAGCUCUGGGUCCUCAGCACAGGACACACAUGGAGCUGCUGGAGAGGGGCCAGAGGAGCCCCAGAAAUGAUCCGAGGCUGGAACAGCUCUGCUGGGAGGACAGGCUGAGAGAGUUGGGUGUUCAGCUGGAGAAGAGAAGCUCCGGUAAGUCCUCAGUGCGGCCUUUCUGGACUUAAAAGGGGCCGAGAUAAGAAAGAUGGGGACAGACUUUUGAGCAGGGCCUGUUAUGACAGGAGAGGGGGUGAUGGUUUAAAACUGAAGGAGAGGCGAUUCAGGCCAGACAUGAGGAAGAAAUUGUUUAAAAUGAGGGUGGUGAGAGCCUGUCCCAAGUUGGGCAGAGAGGUGGUGGAUGCCCCAUCCCUGGAGACAUCCCAGGCCAGGCUGGACGGGGCUCUGAGCAACCUGAGCUGGUGAAGAUGUCCCUGCUCAUGGCAGGGGUGGCACUGGGGGAGCUUUGAAGGUCCAUUCCAACCCAAACUAUUCUAUGAUUCUAUGCCCCAGAAUGGGCCCACAUCACACUCAGGAUUUUCAGUUGCUAUGGUAACUGAUCCCCUGUCCUUAACCUGUUGUGCCAAUGAACUGUUCUAGAGCUCACCAUCAAGGAAACCACCACUUUUGUCUGAUUUCCUAGGCACGAGAUUACAUAAAAUCACAGAAGAGAGAAAAAUGAAGUCUUACAGUCAUCAUAAGCAUUUUUAACCUCUACAUAAUACAGUGGGAUAACUCUUUAUUUAUUCCAAUGUACAAGGCAAGACAUUUCAUAUGUGGAAUUAUUUGGGUGCUCCUAAAAUGUUGCUUGGUUCCCUUCUGUCUGUUCCCCUCCCUCCCCUCCUACUCCAUGCUAUAGUUACUGUUUUGGAAAGUCCUUGCAGAAAGCACCAUUCUGUCCUGUCAGUUUAGAAAUCACCAUAGAUGGGUCCAUUGGUGCUAAAAUUGCUCUAGAAUUAAUGAUGGAAUUACUGUAAGCUGGAGUUUUGGCCUUGGCCCCUUGUAGUUGCUGCUGUACAAAAUCUAUCAGGAAUAUAAUCACUGAAGGUGAAAUGUUAAUGAUUCAGCCUCACAGAUUAGGUUUUCUAAGCUGGAUUUGGUUUUGCAGGCCACCCUUGUCCACAGGGAAGAAGUGAGCGGCAGCAUCAACAUCUUUGAUACUACACUUUUGAUUUGGCCCUGUUUGAAAUGUAUCCUACCACAGAGCUACCUUUUUCUUCUGAGAAUAUAGACACGGUCUAAAUGAAGGAGAGAAAAUUAAUUCAGAGUUUAAUAGGCUUCAGCACUUCUCAAAGAUGGAAGUUGAUGCAGGACCAGCAUCUUAGUCUUCCAAGAGAAGAACAUGGUUCAAGAUCCAAAAAGGGCUACAGCACCCAACUUGUGAAGUCAGCUAUUGCAAUGCGCUGUGAAACUCAGUCCAGGCUCUAGACAGGACUUUCACUGCUCCCCUAUCUCCAUCACAUGUAAAGCAAACCCCAGACCUGUUGGAAAUCACUGAGCUUUUUCUCAUUGCCUUAGGAAGGACAGCAUUAAAAACUGCGAUGUCAACACAAAUUUUGAGUCCACAUCUGGAGUACCAUGUCCAGUUCUGGGCUCCCCAGUUUAGGAAGGACAAGGAAUUACUGGACAGAGUCCAGCGGAAGGACACAAAGAUGCUGAGGGGGCUGAAGCAUCUUUGUGAUGGGGAGACUGAGAGAGCUGGGGCUGUUGAGCUGGAGAAGAGAAGCUGAGAGGGAUGUGAUCAAUGGGAUCAAUAUGUCAGGGUGGGUGUCAGAGGAUGGACCAGACUCUGUUCAGUGGUGCCCAACGCCAGGGUGAGGGGCAACGGGCACAGACUGAAACACAGGAGGCUCCAUGUGAACAUGAGCAGAAACUUGUUUGCUGGGAGGUGCCAGAGCCUGGCCCAGGCUGCCCAGAGCGGGUGUGGAGUCUCCUGCUCUGAGACAUUCAAACCCGCCUGGACCCACCUGUGUGAUCUGCUCUGGUGACCCUGCGUGAGCAGCUGGGUUGGACUGGGGGAUCUCCAGAGGUCCCUUCCAACCCUAAGCGUUCUGUGAUUCUCUGAUUCUGUGCAAUGGAUUGUGUGAUGUCACAUCCUGGUUUCCCCAGCAGAGCAGUGUUGCCUUCAGUGAGAACAUGGACUGGGGAACAAGUCCUGAGGUGUCUGCAGAAGCAUCACUGCUCUGAGUGUUGUUGAACAGUGUGUGAAAUGCUGCUCCUCAUCCUCUUGUGUUUAACUUCUCUGAUCAGCAGCAUCCAUGCAGAGUGUGGCCUCCGACCAGGUUUCGAGUCCUUCCAGCUGACUGGCAAGAAGAUCGCAGGGGGGAGGUAUGCCAAGGCUGGGGAGUUCCCGUGGCACGUGAGCAUCCAGAGCAGCGGGAAACACAUCUGCGGAGGGACCAUGAUCAGCGCGCUGUGGAUUUUAACCGCCGCCCAUUGCUUUGCAGAAGAAGUGCCGCCAGAUCUCACCAUUGUGGUGGGGGGAACUGACCUCAGCCUCCCGCUGGAAGAACAUAAGCCGGACAGCUUGAUCCUCCACGAAAACUUUGACAGUGUGAGCAUGCAAAAUGAUAUUGCUCUGAUCCUGCUCAGCUCUCCUGUGGAGUUCACCAAUGAGAAGAUGCCCAUCUGCUUGCCCUUCAUUUACGACAUCAAUACGUGGCAACAUUGCUGGGCUACUGGGUGGGGAACCACAAGUUCAGAGGUUGCGGUGCCAGCAUCCCAGCUGCUGCAGAAAGCACGGAUGAAGCUCAUCAGCAGGGAGCAGUGCUUGGAGCGGAUGCCGGAGCUAGGGGAGAACGUGGUAUGUGCGGAGCUGGAGAAAGGAGAACAAAGCUCCUGCCAGGUGGACAGCGGGGGACCUCUGGUUUGCAGCUACUGGAACACCAUGAAGUGGUUUCAGGUCGGCAUUGUCAGCUGGGGAGAAGAUUGUGCAGAAAAGCCAAACCAUGAGAUUUUAAUGUCUGUUUACAGCUACCGUGGCUGGAUCGAGGCUGAGACAGCCUUGAGGGGGAAACCUUUUUUCAUUGAAGGCGUGGAUAAUGGUGCAGAUCACAAGGAGGUUCCUUCCAGGGCUGAGACACAUCUGGUGUUUCUUGAGUAUUGUCUCCUUUUAUUUAUCUCUUUAAUAGCAAUUAGAUUACUCUAGAGAAGGUGUUUUUCAAAACAUAAUAAAGUUCAUAACUACCAUCUCAUCAUUCUUUUUCUGCUGACCCAUAGAGUCAUGGCUCAGGUCAACCUGCUCUAUCUCACUCAGGUGAACACAGGCACCAAAAUGAGAUGCCACAGUGAGACAGGGGAGCGAUGGAGAGGCCAAAGAGAUUAAAUGGGAGACCCAGAACACAGAGAAGAAAAGCCAUAAUCUUCUGAAAAACCCAGACUUUCCACACAGGUGUGUCGGAUGAGGCCCAGUUAUUUGCUAAUCUCACAUGCGAGAUGAAGACGUGGCGUCUGAAGGAGCUGUUCCCCUUGGAAAGCUGAAAACCUAAGAAAAGUCUUAGCUUAUGCAGUUGUAUAUUGUCUUAGCUGUUGGUAGGAUAGCCCUGGGUUAAUCUUAUAGAUAAUUAUUAGCUGAACUAACAUAUCUUCUAUCUUGCAGCAAAGAGCAUCUUCAGAGACCACAGCAACUGCUCAGGUGAUACAUCAAGCUGCUGGGACAUGAUAAAUGUCAAAUUCAGUGUCUCCUUAAGCUAGGAAGAGCUAAACAAUCCUUUGGCUAUUGUCGGCAGGUGUAGCAUCAUAUGACUAAUCAGUAUGAUUUACCUGGAUUGCAAAUGCUGGGCUUUGGUUGUUAAAGGCAAUCGAGAAAAAUCUGUCUGGCUGAAGAGAAUUGUUUCUGAGCUACCCAUAAAGUGCUGUCUACAGAAGACCCUUGGCUUGGUAAUUGGCCAAAAUUAAGCCCUUGCAAGUGAAUGGUAAAUAGAAAGCAAAUACAGUUUAUUUUGUAUCCUUUGUUAGAGGCCUGUUCCUUGUAUUGCUAAGAGGUCCACAUCCCAGCCUGAGCUGAGCUGGUCCUACAUGCAACACAUGGUCCUUCAUUGCUUCUCCGUCAAUGAAGCUCAUUGCAAUACACAUUCUUGUCUUCACGAGGAGGUUGCUCUUCUUGGAAGUGGUGGGGAAGGAGACAAGCAGCAAUGUCUCCUUCUUCUCCCACCUUUGCAAUGGCAUAAAAGCACCUGUAAUUAGCAGCAAUGGUAAAACUCAGUGAAUGUGCAAUGGGACAGAACCUCACAAAUUGGUUUUAAUUACCUUGAUAUUUUCUGGCUAGCUGGUGGAGAAGCUUUGUAAAUGAGAAUUAAUUCAUCUACCUUAAGCUAAUGCGAACCCAUCUUGGCAUAAAAGUCAGACUUUAUUUUCUGUGUUAUCUGAGCAGAAAAUAAUGCUUAAUUAUUAUUAGUUCUGAGUAAUGCUUAUGAAAAUUGCUCCACAUUAAUUUCACAUGGCUGACUGGCUAAUGGAUGCAUAAGGGUCUUGUAACCCUUUGCAAAAAGACUAAUAAAAGCUAAAAACAACGGCAAUAUAUUACUUUAGCAGCUAUUAGUAGUAGACAGUGUCUGCUGGCAUUAAUACCUAUAUUUAUUUUCCUUUCUAUUAAUAAUAUAUCAACAGAUUCUAGAAGCUGUGUCAGGGGCUGGAUAUCAGGAAAUAUUUCCUAAUGCUGUAAUCUAUUCAGCUACAGAAUUGUUUCCCCCAAAGGAAAUGCGAGAUGUCCUCCUGCUUGAAUUAUUUUAAUGUAGGGAUCGUAUAGAGCACUUUUGCCUACAGCACAUGGCCUGGAAAAAGCCUGCACUUACAGGGAGCUGCAAAAGGACCCAGUAGGUCUUUUUCCAUCAGUCACAUUUGCAAACGGAUGAAUCUGUGUUAAAUGAAGGUGAUGCUACUUAGUGGUUGCAGUAGGGCACUGCUGCUGUGGGUUUGGGUCCAUUCUGCUGCUCAUUUACUCAGUGGCCUUAGAGAAAGAAAGUUUGUGCCUCGUGCCUCAGUUUCCCUACUUGCUAAAUGGAGAUGAUGAAAGCGGUUCACUUUGGUAUAUGGAAGCAUCAGUUCUGCAUAUUAAGACCAACUAUGUAGAUGCAAAGGAAUAAACAGGACACUUUUUCCUCCUUAUUUAAAACAUCAUAAAAUUCAUUAAAGUAAAUUCAUCUUUGCUACUACAUUCACUGCUCAAUAAUUAGGGUGAGAAAGGAAAUGUUUGUUCAAUAUUUCUAUGCUGUAACAUGUUGAACCAGUAUUCUGUUUCAAAGGUAUUUGUGUUUUGAGACAGCACAUCACUUCUGAUUAUGGAUUUGAUGGGAAUGUGUCAGAGUCACACAAAAUCAAAAUAUAAUGUCUCAGCUUUCUCAUUAACAUUUCAAUUAUUUUUUUAAGCUUUAUAACAUUGGUAUACUAUGUUUCUUCUGCUAUUGUGUUCUGUAUUUAUGGGUCUAGAGCAUCUAAAUGAAAAGUUUCCAAACUGAACUAACAAUUUUAUGCUUCAGGCUAUGGUUUGGGAUGCUCAGUUUCUAUCUUAAACUGCAUCUCAAUUCCUAUUGCCCCUUCUUUCUUUCCAGAUACUUCUUCCUCAUGUCCAGUUGGCCCAAUUGAGAGCAUCAAGCAACCUGGGCAAAAGAAAUAUGUCCCCUGCAAUAUCCUUUCCUCGAUGAGCAAAGCCGGACGGCAUAAAUCAAGAGGCUGCUGCAUCGGGGGUGGUGAUGAAAAGCAGUGCACCAAAAUUCAGAUUUUGGUGUCAGCACUACACCUUUAGCAGCAAAUAUCAGAAGACAAGCACACUAUGGAAAUGCUCAGAGACUUGGGGAAACAUCCAUAAGAGGAUUCAGGGAAAAAUGUAGGAGGAUGUGGCUACUCAAGGAGACAGAGGGCAGGUAGUCAGGCCUUGCUUGCACGUUUUGCUAAGGAGAUAGAGCAAAAGCAUCUCCCAUGAGCAAUGAAGGCAGCACUAUAAAAACCAAUAUACCCAACUAAUUUUGGCUUAAUUCUUCAGAAAUUGAGGACUGUGUACUUAUACAUGUUGUUUCCCUGCCUUCCCCAACCCAGCUGGCCAUUUGUGCGCAACUUUGAGGAGAGAGAUAGAAGAUUUGAAGGUGAUGGUGUUUGUGCAGGUUUGGCAGCAAGAUCUGGUUGCAGAUGAGAAGUGGGGAGGGCUUUAAGUACAUAGAGUUGUGUGGCUCCACCGUGAGGAGGAUCAAUCCAAGGCCACAGAUAACUAGUGCUGUAGAAACCCAGCCUUUGUUCACCAUGAUGAUCCCAGACCUCUCUCCUCCACCUCCUUCUUGGUAGAUGUGACAUGGGUGGUCUGAAGACAAAGGAAUUCCCAGCAUGAUCCUUUUAGAGGGACUGAAAUUUCCCGUUUCCCCCAUUUCCCACCUGGGUUUCCUCACAGGGCAGAGACACAGUGAAAUGCAUAGACUUGUCUUCUGCUCCCUUCAGCAUCCUGGUUCCUCUCUGUCCCUCUAAGGAGAUGGCAAAUGGCACACAUGGCUGUGACCAUGAGCGCUCGCAUCCCUUUGUCAUUUCAUACGUACCGAAGAAGUGUUUUGACUUUGUGUAUGUGUCUUUAGCCGUCUGACUUCAAUGCAAGCAACAUUCGGGAGGGCUUUUUACUCAUUCAUAAUUUUGUGUGCCUACCAGACGAUGGGUGAAAAAGCACCUGUGGAUAUGGUAGAAAUCAUUGGUCAUCUCUUUAAUUGUAUCUUUUGUUGAUGGUAAAGUAGAUCAAUGCUGGAUGCUGGAGGCUGCAGAGGUUCAGCUCCCCUUCCCACUUUUCCCAGCAACUUCCCAAGAGUCUUUCUGGACAUUUUUCAGCCUAAGGACUCAGUUUACCCUUCUGUAAGCAUAAUUAAAGCCAGGAAUCCCUCUUGGGAUGCACCAGUUGUGACAGUGAUUAAUCACUGUUUUUAACUAAACCAAAGAGAAGCUCUGGGACAUAAAACAUUACUGACAAUAUAGAACGACUUGAUUUGCUGAACAACUGCUGAACACUUUUGGUGUUAGGCUGAAGACCUGCUUUAAGGAGGUGGAUUGUGGUCUGGAGGAGAGCCUGGCUUUGGGAUGAAUAGGGGAUGGAGGUUGGCAGCCUUUGACUUGCCUAACGAAGCCAUUGAUGUCCCUAAUUGCACCCCAGAAAUACAACCACGCCUUUCCCUGCAAUGUGGGAAUGCUCAAGCAUGAUGGAUCUGUACCCACUCUUUGCACAAUGGUUGUGCUUGCUGACCUUGAAGAAACACCUAUUCUAAUUGAAGGAUUUUGCUCAGUUGCCAAUUUUACUCUUUGAGCAUUUAAUUGCCAGGGAAAUCCCUCUGGUUUUGGCUUCUCUGUCAGUCCUGUGACACCCCACACUGCUGAUCAUAAGUGGCUUUUCUAAGUCAUGCUUAAACUGCCCAAGUACUUCAAGAGCACCAGCUUGGACACCUCUGGGUAGAUCAGACUUCUCUGUUGUUCUGACAUUGGUGUGCACCGACCCUGGUGGUUAUUCGGGCUUGCAAAAUGCACCAGCUGGCAGCAACUGAGCUCACAGCAUCCUGCGGCAUCACGAAACAUCCUCUGGUUGGGUAUUUCGAAGUAUCUGUGUUCAAAGUAUCUGCCUCCCGUGUCCUUUUCUGAGAGGUGUCUUGUGCUCGUGAAUGCUUUUUGUAUUCACAACUAGUUGCUUUCUCCAUGUCUCAUCAUGACUCACUGCUUCAAAGGCUCUUUAAUAUGCAAUCCACUUUGUUCCCACAGCCCAGACCAUUAAAUGAUUUAUUAUAGCAUGUGGCUGCAGAGGAGGGCGCUGCAUUUGGCUCCUCUGUUGGGAAAGGUGGGCUUCAAGACACUGCUGGAAAGUAAAAGUUCUUCUUCCUCCAGGCUUUUGAAUGCAUGUGUCUUAACACGAACUCUGCAGACAUUAAUCACAACGUAAGCAACUCACGUAAGCUACCCCAUGUUCCUCCAAAUUAGGGAAGUGGGGAGGAAAGGAUGAAACAGUGGCUUGGGCAAUGAAUACAGAUACAAGGACAUAGAUUCAGCUCUGCAACAACGCUGUGAGAUCUGUGGGGGUUGCACACGAAGAGAAUUAACUCUUGAAAAUUGAGACAAUUAGUUGUGAACCAUCUGAAGCCUAUUUGGAGAGCUAUCUGGAGAAGAAAGAUUUCCUUUUUGUCCUCUUGCCUUUGAUGACAAUGGGCGGGAAUUUGAAUGAACUUGUGCCUUUGACAUAGAUGAGAAGGUAUUUUUCUCACAACCACUGUGAAAAGCAUUGCUUCAGUCUGGGAUGCAUAAGAAUUUGGGUAAAACGAUAGGCAAGUGAGGGUUUUCCCUGAAGAUGGUCAUCUUAAGCAAAAAUUUUGGGAGUAACCUUGGUCUGAGCAGGAUCAUGGGAAAGGGAAAAGGGAACAAUAGGAAAUCAUCUGUUGACUAUGAGAACGAGUUUAUAAACAGCCCCUGAAACACAUUGUGCUGGGCCAGUGGUCUACAUAUUCCUUCACUUCAAGCUGCACUAAUAAUUUGCCCAGUUUUGUAACUUUUUGGCCAGAGAUUCAACCUGAAAGUGGUGCUAUACAGAGAAGAGGGCUUUGUUAGGAUGGGAAGGGACCCGGGAGUGAUGCAGCAGCUCAGGGGCACUGGGGAGGUGUUGAGAAACCUCCAUCUACCUGAGUGUCACUGCCCCAGCGAUGCUGAGAGAGGUGGGGUGGGAUUCUGGAGCUGGAUGUGUAGAGAAGCAUGAAGAAUCACAAGUGUUUAUUCAAGAUGUGUCCAAUCGCUGGGUGCCGUGUGAUGAGAGAGUUAUUUUGCAGAUGAAUGAGCGGCUGUCGCUCUGUUUGCACGACUGUAAUGUCAGAAGGAAGCCAUUGGUGCAGAAAGGAGCCUCCCGGCAAAUGUGUGUUAUCACAUCCAGGGUGUCUGGGGUGUGGAUUCGAUGGAUGCUGCCACUUGCAAAUCUCUCUGUUGCCCCACAUUUGAACCUGCUUUCUGGACAAAACUGGCACACCAUGUCCUUCAGGGGAAUAUAAUUCUUCUCAGCACAAUGCCAGAUCUCAGGGUGUGAUCUUUUACUCUUCUUUGUUGGAUGUUGUUUGUAUUGGGUGGAGCCAGAUGUUGGACAGAACCUUCAUGCACUGCAUACGGGGUCUGGCUGGGAUGGCGUUAGCUUUCUUUGUAGCAGCUCAUAUAGAAUCAUGUAAUCAUUUUUGUUGGAAGAGACCCUCAAGGUCAUAGAGUUCAACCAUUAACAGUGUCACUAAACCAUGUCCCUGAGAACCUCAUCUCUGCAUCUUUUAAACCCUUCCAGGGAUGGUGACUGCAGCACUGCCCUGGGCAGCCUGUUCCAAUGCCCAACAGCCCUUUCCAGGAAGGAAUUGUUCCUAAUAUCCAAUCUAACCUCCCCUGGCACAACCUGAGGCCAUUUUCUCUUAUCACAUGUUACCUGGGAAAAGAGACCAACAUCCUCCAUGUAGAGAGUGAUAAGGUCUCCCCUCAGCUCCUGUUCUACAGGCUGAACCCCCCAGGUCCCUCAGCCGCUCCCAUCACCAUCACCAGCUCCAUUCCCUUCUCUGAACUCCAGCUCAUCAGUGUUUUAGCUGUUGCUGAACAGCACUUCCACGAGGCUUUCUCUGUUUCUCUUGCUGCCCAACCAGUGAGUAGACUGGGAAUUCACAAGAAGUUGCAGGGGGACACAGGCAGGACAGCUGACACCAACUGGCCACAGGGUUAUUCCAUACCAUAUGACAUCAAGCUCAGCAAUAAAAUUUUUUACAAUACAGGUGGUAAAACACUGUCCCAGGUUGGCCAGAGAGGUGGUGGAUGAACCAUCCGUGGAGACAUCCCAGGCCAGGCUGGACGGGGCUCUGAGCAACCUGAGCUGGUGAAGAUGUCCCUGCUCAUGGCAGGGGUGGCACUGGAUGAGUUCUGUAAGUCCUUUCCGACCCAAACUGUUCCAUGUUCUUGGGGAAAGAAAGGAGAAGUGGGGAUAUAUGUAGCUAUGGCAUUUGCCUUCCCAAAUAUCGCUAAGCAUAGUGAAGCCCAGCUUUCCUGGAAAUGGUUGAACACCUUCCUGCCAACAGGAAUUAGUGAAUGUGGUUCCUUAUUUUGUUUUGCAGCACAUGCAGCUUCACUUAUUAAGCUGUCUUUGUGUUGAUUUGUAAGGGUUUUGCCUUUAGACUGGAUCCUGCACUUGCAUUUUACUGGUAUUGUUAAAGCAUCCAAAACUCAUGCAUCUCCAAGGAUGCAUUUAAAAGCAUUAAAAGGUUGGUCCUUGCAUAAGCUCCAGGUGACUCUGUGAUAUUUCCCCUGCAACCAGCACACAGAUGUUGUGGCUACAUAUCUCCAAUAACCUAAAUGGCACCAAGGCCUCUUCUCCAGCCCCAAAAAUAGCUGGCUGGGUGCUGCUUUAUCCAUAUGGUUAAAAUCUCAGCCUCCAAACCAGGGUGGCUGAUCCAAACUGCCUCCUGGCAAUGGUCCCUGGCCUGUGUUAAGCUGGGAAGUGUUUGGGUUCAUGCUUGUUAGUCUGGGCUGAAGCAGGGCCAGGGUUAUUGAUGAACCACAUAGGUGGGUGAAUUCUUGUACCCACUCAACUCUCUUUUGUUUACCAGUACAGAGCUAUAGCUUGUGCAUCACUCCUUCCUCCAAACCCUCCUUCUUUCCCCAUUCUUCUGCCAACAAUUCCUGCUCUACAGCCAUCCCAAACAUCCUCCUACCAGCCUGGCAGGCUCGCUCGAGUCAUGAAACCAUUAUACAAAUCCUCAAAUGGGCUUAUAAGGUACGGUUUGGUGUUCUGUUUUUCCCACUGUGUUUAGAGGCACACUGAGUCACUGCUGAAAAGGGCUUUGACCAACCCGCUGCCUGCCGUUACAGGAAGGGCUUGCAUUGCAAACUUUUCAAUACCACCUACGUUCCUUCUUGGCUGCCAGGAUUUCAAAGCAAUCACUGCACAAUUACAGGCUAACUAUACAAUAAAGAAAAGGGAAUGGCACCAUCCCACUGUGAUCUUGCAGGGGACCAUAGAACUGUUCUCUAAUAAAGGUAAAUAGGUUUCUGCUUUGCUGCAUAAUGAGCCUCUGAUGAUUUCAGCAGGAGAAAUCCCAAUUAGAAACGGGUGGAAAAGUGGGUGUCCCACCUUGGGAGUGUGUUGGAAAGCCUGAGAACUUUUCCUGUUGUGUUUUGUGGUUAAACCAAGGCUUUUACAUAAAAAACCCCACCACCACCACCACCAAAAAAAAAACCCAAUGAGCCAAACACCCUAAAUUACCAGACACAAUGCUGUGAAGCAGGAUUCAAGCCUUUCUACCUUUUCUUUUUUCACCUAUUACAGUCUGGCAAGAAGAAUAUCACCUCCCACCCCAGUUAUGAUCCAGAGCACCAGUGUGUGGGCUGUUUGGUGGUGGGAGUCUCUGUGGGAUCUGUUCUACUUCAUAUAAAUGACUAUUUACAAGGAUAAAAGGGUAAGAGAUUGACAUGUUUCUAAUAUUUUUCAAGAAAUUUGAAAAAUCCUGAGGUAGCUGCAGUAGUGAAGGAAGAGCAAAGGCAUCUGCUGAUUCAACAUGAACCAGACCCCAGAGAGGGUUUGUAGGAAGCACCGACUUGCAUUGUAUCACUUGUAGGUCUAUUCUGUCACUAGACAACAAUGAUUUUAGCCAGGAGGAAAUGUCAUAAGGCCAAAUGGCCUGUUUUGGCCACCUCCAGACAGUUAAGUGCUCUCCCUGUCCUGUGUGGGUGCCCCCAUCCCAACUGUCUCACGAGAUGCAGGUAGCCAAGUCAACGUCCCCAAAGAUCACAGAAUCAUAGAAUCACAGAAUGGACUGGGUUGGAAAAGACCUCAGAGAUCAUCGAGUCCAACCCUUGGUCCAACUCCAGUCCAUUGACUAGAUCAUGGCACUAAGUGCCAUGUCCAAUCUCAGUUGAAAAACCUCCAGGGCCGCUGAGUCCAGCACCUCCCUGGGCAGCCAUUCCAAUGCCUGACCACUCUCUCUGCAAAGAAUUGCUUUCUAAUAGCCAGCCUCAAUUUCCCCUGGCAGAGUUGAAGCCCAUGCCCCCUUGUCCUAUUGCUGAUGCCUGGGAGAAGAGCCCAAUCCCCACCUGGCUAGAACUGCCCUUCAGGUAGUUCUAGAGAGUGCUGAGCUCACCUCUAAGCCUCCUCUUCUCCAGACUAAACAAGCCCAGCUCCCUCAGCCUCUCCCCAUAGAGCUUGUGCUCAAGUCCCUUCCCCAGUCUUGUUGCUCUUCUCUGGACCCGCUCCAGCACUUCAAUGUCUUUCCUGACCUGAGGGGCCCAGAACUGAACACAAUACUCCAGGUGUGGCCUCCCCAAUGCAGAGCACAGGGGAAGGAUCACUGCCCUUGUCCUGCUGACCACGCUAGUUUGGAUACAGGACAGGACACCAUUGGCCUUCUUGGCCACCUGGGCACACUGUUGGCUCAUGUUGAGCUUCCUGUCCAUUAGUCCCCCCAGGUCCCUUUCUGCCUGACUGCUCUCCAGCCACUCUGUGCCCAGCCUGGAGCGCUGCAGGGGGUUGUUGUGACCAAAGUGCAGGACCCGGCACUUGGCCUUGUUGAACUUCAUCCCAUUGGAAUCAGCCCAUUUUUCCAGUCUAUCCAGAUCCCUCUGCAGAGCCCUCCUGCAGAGAUGUGACACCCUGCAUGGGAGUGGGCACAUUCUUCUCCACAUGUGUCCUGGUUUUGUUAAAAACAAGUUUCUCUUUUCGUGAUUUUGCCUGUCAGCUAAAGCCUUCAUAUUGGCUGCAUUUUCCUGGAGAGCCAGAUACAUGUUUCGGUAAACAUAUCAAUGGAAUGCAAACUUACUGAUAAGGACAGAUUCACAUCUCGUGAGCGGGACAACGAGAAACAAGUGACAAAGAAACUGACCAAUGGUGUAUAACAUCCCAUUCACAUGAAUACUUCAUAUAAAAGUGGGAGAUCACGAGGAUCUCAUCCCUUUUCCUUAUGGCGACAUUAGGAGAGGAUCUUGCUAGUCGUCCCUGCGAACUGAGGCCAGUGACAGACUGAAUUCAGCUCUGGUUGGCUGCGAAGUCCAGUCGAGGACUUUGGGUGCCGGCUCUGCAGUUGCUGGGACUUUCAGGAUUGGUUUUGUAUAUUUUGUAUUAUUUUCUCUAUUCUUAUUAGUAGCAUUAGUAAAACACCUUUAAUUUUUCCAGCUGUCCUCUCUCUGUCCUUCUUUCCCUCCCGAUCGCCUGUCCUGAGUGGGAAGGGGGGAGAGGGAGGGGCAAAAGAGG
Messenger RNA from Columba livia (rock pigeon), 13592 nucleotides. Its product is annotated as serine protease 55. Lineage: Eukaryota; Metazoa; Chordata; Aves; Columbiformes; Columbidae. Gene Ontology annotation, biological process: proteolysis. Gene Ontology annotation, molecular function: serine-type endopeptidase activity. The record is from RefSeq and is a predicted model, not a curated record. Bases 2604 to 3542 code for a protein of 312 amino acids. The transcript has 5 exons.